GCUGGCUCGUUGCACAUGGCACAACAACAAACAUGAUGGCCGUCGAACCAUCGGAUGCUGAAAUCAAGUCUGCUUUGGCAGACAUUUUACGCGAUGGUGAACUCUCCCAGCUAACGUCGAGAAUUGUUCGCCGUCAACUGGAAGAUAAGUUUGGCGUGAGCUUUCUUGCCCGGAAGAAAGAAAUUGAUGCAAUGUUGAUGGAUAUGAUUGAAACGUCAAGAGAAGUAGAAGAUGACAAAGAACAGGAAAAUGGAACCUCUGAAAUAAAUGGAGUGACACAGGAAGAAGAUGACAAGGAAGAUGAGGAAUCAUUAGAGGAUGAUGAACCAUCACCAAAGAAAAAGAAAAGGGUUAACAAUAAGGAAACUCAUGUUUUAGAUGAUGAAGAACUGGCACGCAAGCUUCAUGAAGAUGAGAAGAAUUUGCGAUCAAGAAGACACACUGCAAAGAGACCAGUGGAAAGGAGAAAGACAGCAAAAGCCAAGAAACCCAAAGAAAGUGGUGGAGUGACAGGGUUUAAAAGGAUAAUGGUGUUGUCACCACAACUUGCAGAAGUUGUAGGUGAAGAAAAGAUGACCAGAAGUGAUGUUGUGAAGAAAAUGUGGGAAAUUAUUAAGGAAAGAAAACUAGAGGAUCCUAAGAAUAAAAGAUUUACGCUAUGUGAUGAACAACUGCAACAAGUUUUUGGUCGCAAGAGGAUACAAACAUUUGGAAUGAUGAAAUAUUUAACAAAACACAUCAUCGAUCCUGAUAAAAUUUCUCAAAGUGCAAUGUAAGGAUUGAAGCAAGCAACUGAGACAUUGUGACCUCUCUGGAGACAAACUCUGCCCAAGAUCAAUAAUUUAUAACAAAUUCUAGUAGGAGCUUUUAAAAGCAAAUGGUUUUGUUUGUAUUUGUGUACAGUAUCUUGAUUUUUUUUUUCUCAAGGUUGCUUUGUUGCAUUAAACUACAGUUCAUAUCA
Molecule: messenger RNA, 961 nt
Organism: Pocillopora damicornis (cauliflower coral)
Lineage: Eukaryota; Metazoa; Cnidaria; Anthozoa; Scleractinia; Pocilloporidae
Source: RefSeq, a predicted model, not a curated record